This is a messenger RNA of Peronospora belbahrii, 1401 nucleotides long. NCBI's taxonomy places the organism in Eukaryota, Oomycota, Peronosporomycetes, Peronosporales, Peronosporaceae. The record is from the annotation of a GenBank genome assembly.
AUGAUGUCUAAGCUAAAUUUCGUGCGCCAGCCACUCACCCGUGCGCAUUCAUCGGUGGUGGCUGCUGUGUCUAACUACCCGUCGUAUGUGCUCAAUGCACCGGCCACUGAGGUGACAACAUUACCCAGUGGUCUGCGCGUAGCCUCCGAGGGCUCGCACGGCGAAACAGCCACCGUAGGUGUGUGGAUUGGCGCUGGCUCUCGCUAUGAGACAGCACAGAACAAUGGUGCUGCACACUUUCUAGAGCAUAUGGCCUUCAAGGGCACGAGCAAGCGUACGCAGCAACAGCUGGAGCUCGAGAUCGAGAAUAUGGGUGGCCACCUUAAUGCCUACACGAGCCGCGAGCAGACUGUGUACUACGCCAAGGUAUUUAAGAAGGACGUACCUCGUGCGAUGGACAUUCUCAGCGACAUUUUGCAAAACUCGAAACUAGACGAGGCUGCGAUUGAGCGCGAGCGUGACGUCAUUCUUCGUGAGAUGGAGGAGGUUAACAAGCAACAGGAGGAGGUUGUUUUUGACCGCCUGCACGAAACUGCAUUUAUGGGCAAUGGACUUGGCCGCACUAUCCUUGGGCCAAUUGAGAACAUCCGUAACCUGAAAAAGUCGGACCUGCAGGACUAUAUUGCUACGCACUACACGGCCCCACGAAUGGUGAUUGCUGGCGCCGGUGCUGUGGAUCACUCGCAACUGGUGGAGCUGGCCCAGAACUCGUUCGGUGACCUGCCUAGAACCCCCGCUGUGGCUCCCACGCUCGAGCCUGUGCGCUUUGUUGGCUCGGAUGUGCGUGUGAAGGAUGACAGUAUGCCUCUGGCUCAUGUUGCCAUAGCCUUUGAGGGUUUUAGCUGGACCAGUGAGCACUCGUUCCCUCUGCUGAUCAUGCAGACACUGCUCGGCAGCUGGGACCGCACCUCGGGCGCCGGCAUGAACAUGUCGUCGAAGCUUGGCCAGGUGGUUGCUGAGAAAGAGCUUGCUCACUCGUACAUGUCUUUCAACACGUGCUAUCAGGACACGGGUCUAUUCGGUGUAUACGCUGUUGCUGACAAGUAUAAGCUGAACGACCUGACGUGGUACACGAUGGAGGCCCUUGUGCGCCUUGUGCACAAGACCACGGAUGAAGAGGUUGAGCGUGCCAAGACGCAGCUGAAGGCCAAUAUGCUGAUGCAGCUGGACGGUUCGUCGCCCAUUUGUGAAGACAUUGGUCGCCAGAUGCUGACGUAUGGUCGUCGGAUGACCCCCGCCGAGAUCUUUGCUCGCAUUGAUGCUGUGGAUGCUGCUGCUGUCCGUAAGACGGCUGACGAAGUUGUCAACGACAAGGAGCACGCUCUGGCUGCUACAGGUCCUAUUCACGAGCUACCGGACUAUAACUUCAUCCGUCGCCGUUCGUAUUGGCUGCGAUACUAA